AUGAAUAUUAUCAAGAAUCGAAUGCGAAAUCGCAUGGGUGAUGAUUGGUUAAAUAAUUUUUUAGUUACUUAUAUUGAGAGACAUAUUUUUAUUGAUUUUGAAAAUGAGAAAAUCAUUCUACAUUUUCAAAACAUGAAAAAUCAUAGAGAACAAUUAUAA
Lathyrus sativus (Indian pea) is the source of this 159-nucleotide messenger RNA. The record is from the annotation of a GenBank genome assembly. NCBI's taxonomy places the organism in Eukaryota, Viridiplantae, Streptophyta, Magnoliopsida, Fabales, Fabaceae.